This is a messenger RNA of Coccinella septempunctata (seven-spotted ladybird), 2228 nucleotides long. It is a transcript of the gene zyd, whose product is annotated as sodium/potassium/calcium exchanger 3. Gene Ontology annotation, biological process: intracellular calcium ion homeostasis; calcium ion transmembrane transport. NCBI's taxonomy places the organism in Eukaryota, Metazoa, Arthropoda, Insecta, Coleoptera, Coccinellidae. The record is from RefSeq and is a predicted model, not a curated record. The transcript is spliced from 10 exons. The coding region runs from base 210 to 1709 and encodes 499 amino acids. Gene Ontology annotation, cellular component: membrane. Gene Ontology annotation, molecular function: calcium, potassium:sodium antiporter activity; calcium channel activity.
UAAUAGACUGUCGAACAGAAGGAUGAAAUUUUAUUCAAUCACACAUUGGUUUAUUUCGAGUCGUGAUCGGUAGCUCAGUUGACAAAAUUUGCUUGCUUCAGUUCUCACUCUAUUCUCGAGAAUAUUGCAAAUAAAUGAUGGGAAAAAUGUAAAUGUGUGAAUCGUGAUUUGAAUUAUUAUUCAUUCUCUGAAAGGAUCGAAAGUCAGCAAUGUAUUUUUCGGUUAAAGGACUUAAUUGUACCCCACCGGCAAUAGACGACUUUCCUAGAGAUUUCUUCACAGAAAAACAGAGGAGGGAUGGAGGGGUGGCGGUCCAUGUUUUAUUAUCACUUUAUUUGUUCGUUGCUUUAGCUGUAGUCUGUGAUAAAUAUUUUGUACCAGCAGUAGAGAAAAUAUGUCAUGCUUUGAAUAUGUCAGCAGAUGUAGCAGGUGCUACUUUUAUGGCUGCUGCAACUUCUGCACCUGAACUUUUCGUGAAUGUCAUCGGAACCUUCAUCACAGAAGGAGAUAUAGGUGUAGGGACAAUUGUUGGUUCAGCAGUUUUCAAUAUACUAGCUGUAGCUGCAUGUUGUGGCAUAGGUGCAGGCAUGUGUGGGGUGAAAGUCGUACCCUUAGAUUGGUGGCCAUUGACCAGAGACUGUUUGGCCUAUGGAAUAACUGUUUCUCUGCUCAUCUGUAUAAUACACGACGAAAGAGUUGAAUGGUAUGAAGCGUUGACACUCGUUUUGCUGUACAUAGUCUACAUUCUCAUAAUGUAUUUCGACAAAUCGAUACAGAAAUUCGCUAGAGGACGUUUUUCACAAUCACGAAAGCACUCAAACCGUUCUUAUGAUCCUAAAUCCGCUGAGUUAGCUGAAGCUCAACUUCCUCUGAAGCAGCAUAAAGAAGGACAUACACUAUCAAAUGACGAACAAAAUGUGGAUAUUCAAGUAGUGAAAAUAAAGGGCGAAGAAGAUGUAUCUCCCCGACAUCAGAAUGGCUCAAUAAAACUGGGCCUGAAUGAUCAGAUGGAGGUGGACAAAGAUAAUAAUAAAGUAUCGUUAACUAUGACUGAGGAAGAGCCCCAUUCUUUGUGGAAAUGGCCAAGCGGACGAGGAAAAUUCACACAGAUGACAUGGAUUCUUACAUGGCCGAUUCAUCUAGUUUUCCUCUUCACCAUUCCAGAUUGUGAAAAACCAAGAUUCAAAACGUGGUUUCCUCUUACCUUCAUGAUGUGUAUCAUAUGGAUUGGAUCAUUAUCAUAUUUAGUGGCUUGGAUGAUCACUAUCAUAGGAGAUACUUUGAGAAUACCAGACUCUGUAAUGGGUAUCACAUUCUUAGCAGCAGGAACAAGUGUACCAGAGGCUGUAUCAAGUGUAAUUGUGUCCAAACAAGGUCAUGGUUCCAUGGGAAUAAGUAACUCUAUUGGAUCUAAUACCUUCGAUAUUCUGCUCUGCUUGGGAUUACCUUGGUUCAUCAAGGCAACAUUUUUGCCAACUAUUGCUGAUAAACAUUGGGUGGGAAUCAAUUCUGCCGGGAUAGAAUACAGCGCCAUAUCUCUUCUAUCCACGCUGCUCCUUCUGUAUUUAACGUUUUAUCUCAACAAAUUUCAACUGGACAAAAGAGUAGGAAGAAUUUGUCUCCUGAUGUACGCCAUUUUUCUGAUAUUGGCCAGUCUGAUAGAACUAAAUGUGUUCUUCAGAGUGAAUCUUCCCACUUGCGGUAGAUGAACAGAAAACAGAUAACCGACAAAGUGAAACGGACACUCUACUUUUACGACUUCUUAAGUUUUAGUUUUCAGAAAUCAGGAAUUUGUGAAGAAUGUUUGAUAAAAUGAAAGAUUGAUUUGAAAUUUUUAUUUUUGUUCGAAUGUUUUCAGUUGUAUCGGGUAAAUUGUUCAAUUUGAACCAUUUCAAAAUAUUUAUUUCACCUGUUAAUAUUCGUCUUACCUAUAUAUAAAAAAGUGAGGGACACUUUGAACAAAAUGUUGAAUUCAGGAUUCACUUAAUUCAACAGAAAAUCUUAUGUCAUAAAUUUUGUAUCGAUUUCUUCAUUUUAGAUACUAACCUUGAGUAAUAAAAGAAUAGUUUAAUACACAAGGCUACAACUUAUGUGUAUACAACACUGUCCAAUAGAAGACCCAUAUUUUGGUAGGUGUAUCAUUUACCUUAUUAAUCCUUGUUCAUAAAUGUGAGUUUGAUGUACAAAAUAAUACAAAUAAAAAAAGAGUGUUUAUCAUUUAUUAUUGA